AUGGCUAGAGAGGCCGGCCUGGUACAAUUCAGCGAGAAUGAGGAAUGCCGUUUCCUCGGACCCUCUAGCGGCAUUGCCAUUACUCGAUUUGUGAUGGAUUUUGCCCGCCGAAAUGCGACUAGGAAGACUAUCAAAGAAGUCGUGUCACAGCAAUCAGCACAGGAGAUUAAAAACAAAUUCGAAAGCGAGAGCAGCAAACCGACAUCAAAGGUCUACCCACUCAUCAGCUCUGUCGCUGCACCAGAUCUGCCAAAUCGCGAACUCAUGGAGCAACUCGUCAACAUCUACAUGGUCAAAGCACAGUACAUGUCGCCACUUUUACAUGAGCCGUCGUUCAAGCAGGAACUCAACAAGGUGUACAACGGAACUACGGACCCAACAUUGAAUUUCCAAGUACGCAUGGUCGUUGCAAUCAGCAUGCAGAAGUUGGACACGCAGUAUGCUGGCCUGGCAGACAGCUACUAUCUUGCCGCUCUGCCGUUUCUGACGGGGGCAAUACAAAAGAAGGACCUGUCAACCUUGCAAUGCUAUGCGUUGAUCGCCCAGUACUCUCUGCUCACCCCAACCAGAACCGCUGCCUACUGGGUUGUUGGAAUGGCAACAAAGCUUUGUCAGGAACUUGGAUUCUGCGAAGAAUCUACCAUAGAGGCGUCUGUGGCUGGCUCGCGGCCCGAUUUCCUCGAGGUUGACAUGAGAAGACGCCUCUUUUGGAUCAUCAUGUCCAUGGAAUAUGGACUGUCUCACAGUCUCGGUCGUCCUAGCGCCUUUGGUGUCUCGGUCGACAAUUUGGACGUCAGGUUCUUUCAGCAGUGUGACGAUCGCUUCAUCACGCCCGAAGGACUGCUGCCAGGCCAUCAUCCUAUUAUGAAGAAGUGCAUAGCCAUACACUUUCUGAAAAUGAGGGUACUCCAAGCCGAGAUCCGCAAGACCCUUUACUUAAAGAAACGGCCGACGCCUAUCAGUGAUCAAGACCCUUGGUUCGCAGAUAUUUUAAGACGCAUUGACGACUGGGUAACAAGUUCGCCCCACAAUGACGAGGGAAGUGGUCUCAGUCCAGCCUGGUUCACCGGACGAAAGAAUACCAUGAUUGUCUUCCUGUACCGCCCUUCACCACAGAUUCCGAAUCCGUCUCUGGAUGCAGCCAUGAAAGCCUACGAUGCUUCUAUCUUCAAUAUUCAUCUACAGAAGAAACAGGUCGAAGCACGUCUGAUCGACAUAACGUGGAUCUUUACGCAAUCUAUCAAUAUGGCUCUGAACACAGUUUUGUGGUCAAUCUCAUAUGCUGCUGUAAGGCAGCUACACCCUCUACACGAGGUCCGAAGUCACAUCGACGCUGCACUUGAGGCCAUCAGCAUGUGCGCUGACAGGUGGCCGGGAGUUCGAUCUGCCGUUCAACUAUACGAAAAUCUCAUCCAAAGCUGUCUGAAAGCUUACGAUAGCGACCGCGUUGCUGAGUCGCCUUACUCCGACAACCUAUCGUCUGUGCAAGAUGUUAGCUCAGCAGUGUCGCAGGUUGCCCAGAGUCCGUCAAGCGUGACGAGUGCCUCGAUAUAUGGCGCACAGUCUCCUCAAACCAUGAACGCCCUGCCAGCCACAACCCAGGCGUUGAAAGCCGGCCAUCAGGGUGCGAGUAUGACAAACAUGGGUUUGUCCCCAGCUAGUGCAAGUGGAAUGAGUGCGCCACACUCUGCAACUAGUGUGCCUUACUAUAUGCCCGUGUCAGGCCAGACGACUUCUACAGGAGCAACUCAUUACAGUCUCCCGACCUUCGAUCCGUUCCAAAGUGCCAUGCCGAUGGGUGGCAGUGUAGCACAGUGGAAUCAUCCAGUCACGUCGACUGCGGCCAGUAUGGGAUUUCCCCAGUCCCCGGACUUUGCGUUCAGCACUCCACCUUGGCUGCCCGCUUUUGGCGAUGAGUACUCUCGGUAUCUACAUCAGGCAUAUGGGCCUAGCACGAAUGAGAUGCAGUCUUUAAGCGAACAGCAACAGAUGGAGCUCAUGCAAUCCCUGGAGCACUCCCAGUUACCAGACGUCUCCAACAUGGUCAGUGAUGCAACAACAUAUUACACAGUUGGUCUGCCAUAA
Cyphellophora attinorum is the source of this 2085-nucleotide messenger RNA. Its product is annotated as Positive regulator of purine utilization. Gene Ontology annotation, biological process: positive regulation of transcription by RNA polymerase II; DNA-templated transcription. The coding region runs from base 1 to 2085 and encodes 694 amino acids. Gene Ontology annotation, molecular function: DNA-binding transcription factor activity, RNA polymerase II-specific; sequence-specific DNA binding; zinc ion binding. The transcript has a single exon. NCBI's taxonomy places the organism in Eukaryota, Fungi, Ascomycota, Eurotiomycetes, Chaetothyriales, Cyphellophoraceae. The record is from RefSeq and is a predicted model, not a curated record.